This is a messenger RNA of Capronia epimyces CBS 606.96, 240 nucleotides long. RefSeq lists its product as uncharacterized. The record is from RefSeq and is a predicted model, not a curated record. NCBI's taxonomy places the organism in Eukaryota, Fungi, Ascomycota, Eurotiomycetes, Chaetothyriales, Herpotrichiellaceae. Bases 1 to 240 code for a protein of 79 amino acids. Gene Ontology annotation, cellular component: mitochondrial inner membrane; mitochondrion; MICOS complex. The transcript has 2 exons.
AUGCCGGACGACAAUGUUUCGGCGCCUCCCUUACCCGUCGCACCCAAAUCGAAGCCAGUCAGCGAAGCUUUAUUGAACGAAAAGUGGGAUCGUGCAGUCUCCUCCUUCGUGAUCCGAUCCGCGCUCGGCUUCUCCUUCGGCGUGAUAUUUUCAGUGUUACUGUUUAAACGAAGAGCAUGGCCCGUGUGGCUCGGCACAGGGUUUGGAGCAGGAAGAGCAUGGGAAGAAGCUGAUGGUUAG